Molecule: messenger RNA, 2562 nt
Organism: Closterium sp. Naga37s-1
Lineage: Eukaryota; Viridiplantae; Streptophyta; Zygnematophyceae; Desmidiales; Closteriaceae
Source: the annotation of a GenBank genome assembly
AUGAGCCGAGGGCGAGCGUAUCUCGUCGUCCUUCUUUCGCUACUCGUUCUCGCAGUAGUUUCGCAGCCCUUCGCGAGGCGUCCGCUCAUCGCGAAUGCCGAAGAAUUCGACGACGAGCGGUACGCCUACGACGAGGACGACGACGCAGGCGACGACGACGACAUCCCGGCCGGCGACGACGGCGACGUCGUCGCACUGACGGCGGCGACGUUUUCGCAGGCCGUAAGCGAUCACAAGCACGUGAUGGUGGAGUUCUACGCGCCGUGGUGCGGCCACUGCCGGGCCCUCGCGCCCGAGUAUCGCGAAGCAGCGGCGACGUUGAAAGAGCUCGGCGUGCUCUUCGCGAAGGUGGACGCGACGAAAGAAACGGAGCUCGCCGACAAGUACAACGUGGAUGGUUACCCGACCAUCCUUUUCGCCACUGAUGGCGAAUUUCAGCCGUUCGGCGCCGGGCGAACCAGCGCGGAGAUGGUGCGGUGGGUGAAGCGCAAGCUGGGUAUGGGUGUGACGGCGCUGGCGCCAGCCGACAUUCCCAAGGUGCCCGCGCUGCUCGAGAGCGCUGCUGCCGCUGCCAUCGCCCUGGUGCCCUCCCUUGAUGGCGGGGAGGCAGCAGCGUUCGGAGAGGCAGCGAGGGACACGGACGGGGUGGAUUUUUUCGUCACCACGCACGCUGACGUGGCGGCCGCCUUCGGCCUGCCAGCUGGCGAGCCGCCCGCCCUGGCUGUGGUGAAGAAGGAGGAGGAGCGGCUGGUGGUGUUCGGUGAGUGCACUGCGCACCUCUGUGCGCACGCACAGGUGCUUGGUGUUGCGAGGCUUGAGCUGAGGGGGCUGGUUGUGGGUCUGUCAGUGGUGAAGGACACGGGUGGCAACUUGCCCACACCCCUGUGGACACGCGUGACAACUUGCCCACACCCCUGUGGUGAAAAAGGAGGAGGAUCUGCUGGUGGUGUUGUGAGGUUUGAGCUGAGGGGCUGGAUUUGGGGCGUGGGUUGGUGGGGUGGGGAAUUGUGGGUCUGUGGCGACUACAGCAAGGACGCCAUCAGCUCGUUCCUGGCUUUCGAGUCAAUCCGAGUGUCAUUUCCACCCCUCCCCCCACUCUCCCAUCUCUCCCCGCCACACGCCCCCUCCCUCCCACCACCCCCAUGCACAGGCGGCGAGUACAGCAAGGACGCCAUCAGCGCGUUCCUGGCUUUCGAGUCAAUCCGAGUGUCAUUUCCACCCCUCCCCCCACUCUCCCAUCUCUCCCCGCCACACGCCCCCUCCCUCCCACCACCCCCAUGCACAGGCGGCGACUACAGCAAGGACGCCAUCAGUGCGUUCCUGGCGGCCAACCGGCUGCCGCUGCUGCUGACGUACACCGAGGAGACCUCCGCUGCCAUCUUCUCGUCCCCCAUCGGCAAGCAGGUGAAAAGGGUGCAUGGGUGGGGCGAGGUGGGUGCAUGGCACGAGAUGGGGUUAGUUCAUGGCACGAGAUGGGGUGAGUGGCACGAGAUGAGGGACGAUGUGAGGCAGGGCAUGAGACGAGGUGGGGGCAUGGCACGAGGUGGGUGCAUGGCACGAGGUGGGGGCAUGGCACGAGGUGGGGGCAUGGCACGAGGUGGGUGCAUGGCACGAGGUGGGGGCAUGGCACGAGGUGGGUGCAUGGCACGAGGUGGGGGCAUGGCACGAGGUGGGGGCAUGGCACGAGUGCAUUCAAGGAGCUCUCGCCCGCGCUUUUUUGCAGCAGCCAAGCAGUUCAAAGGCCAGGCCAUGUUUGUGUUUGUGAACGCCUCUGACCCCGAGUCACAACCCGUGCAAGAGUACUUUGGAGCAGACGCCUCCACCACUGCCUUUAUGGGGUUCACCAUGGGAGGAGGUGAGGACCCCUCAGUGCCAGCAGCAGGGCUCAAAUACCGCAUGACAGACCACCCCACAGCAGAUAACAUCAAGGCCUUCACGCAGAGCUUCAUUGACGGCCGUCUCAAGCCCUUCUUCAAGUCACAGCCCGUCCCGGAGGAGGACGAGGGGCCAGUGGCGGUGGUGGUGGGGGACUCGUUUGAGCGCAUCGUGCUGGACGACAUGAGAGACGUGCUGCUGGAGGUGUAUGCUCCCUGGUGCGGCCACUGCCAGCAGCUCGAGCCCACGUACAAGAGGCUGGCAGAGCGGUUCAGUGCGGUGCAGUCAGUGGUUAUUGCCAAGAUGGAUGGCACGGCUAAUGAGUACCCCGGCCUAGAGGUGGAGGGCUUCCCCACCAUAGUGUUCUACCCCGCGGGGAAAAAGACAGACCCGGUGAAGGUGGCUGCGCGCUCGCUCAAGGAGUUCAUUCAAGCCAUCAAGGACCAUGCCUCCACAGAGUUCCACCUUGAGCCCUCGCCUCUAGAUGAGCAGGAGGAGGAAGAGAGUGGGGAUGGAGAGAUGGAUGAGGGGAGAAUAGGGGAAGGGGGGAUGGAGGGGGAAAUGGGGGAGGAGGGGAUGGAGGCAGCAGAGGAGGAGGAUAUGGCGUAUGAUGGGAUGGAGGGGGAUGGUGAUGGUGAGGAGGAGGAUGAUGCGUUUGACAAGCUGUUUCACCACGACGAGUUGUAG